UCGGUUGUCUCCAUGCCGUAUGUACUUGGUUAGCAUUGCGUGACUUGAAUGACGAUUGUGAAAUCGGACAACUCUCCUGUUUUGACGAGUAUUACGCCUAAUUCGUUUUAACGAAACUACAGUACACAAUUUAGCGAAAGAAGGAAGGUUUUGUAAAAUUAAGAAGGUUCCUACAAUGCCUAGGGGAGGACGUAAGGGCGGUCACAAGGGGAAGAGCCGGCGAUUCAACAACCCGGAGGAAAUUGAUGCCCAGUUGAGAGAACAUCAAUGGAGGGAGCCCACGAAGGAAGGAAGUGGGGACGAGGAGCCGGUUACGAAACCGUUCCGGACGAUAUCGGACACCGACUCGGACUCGGACUCAGAUGAGGAUCAGGCACACAAGGGUGUCAGUCACCUCAUAGAUAUUGAAAAUCCAAAUCGGGUGGUGAACAAGAUGAAGAAAGCCUCGCAGGUUAAUGUCAACGAGUCGGGAACAGCUGCCUUAUCGAGACGAGAAAGAGAAGAGAUCGAACGGGAAGAGGCCAAACAGAGACACCAGAAGCUCUACAGAGAAGGCAAGACGCCGGCAGCCCAGGCCGACCUGGCGAGGCUAGCCAUCAUCCGCAAACAACGAGAAGAGGCGGCCAAAAAGAGGGAAGAAGAGAAGAAAGCGAAAGAGCAAGCGAAGGCUGCCGCAAGAAAAAAAUGACACUGUAGAAGAAAUGCCCGUAGUAAGAUAUGUUUGUAAACAAUAGUAGGGUUUAAUGUAGUAUCAUGUUUGUUAUUACCCAUAUGUCUGGGAGGAGCUAAGUUCUUUGGGGGGGGGAAUGAAAUAUGGGCUUUGAAUGUAGUAAGACAGAUUUGCUUCGUGGAAAACGAUAAGGGUGUAACCAACUGCAGACAUGUAGGGAAACUUUAUCCUUUAAAUCCUGAAGGAAAUAUUGGCAAAUUUCUGUUUGGUUUUUGUACGGUCUUUAUGCAAAUUCUUUUUCCUAUUGCUUUCUGAUGCCAAUGUGAAACCAAUGAAAUUGUUUGUGCUGUAGAGGCUUUGCGUGGUAGCCAUCUUGAAGGGCAGUUCUUCUGUUCUACAGGGAAGCCUCCUUUGUGCAUACGCUGUGGAACAAAAGCACUGGCCUACAAGAUGGCAGCCCAGAUGCAAUCCCUGUGUGAUUGUAUAUGGUUGGAUCUGGGAAGACAACGCGUUGAUUUCAGGAAAAAACAGUUUAAAUUCAGGACACCAUGGAUGCAUAUUUCUAAGUUCGUUGCCCUUUAAAUCAGGGGGAGAUUUUCUCAAGAUUUUACUGGUUUGGAAUCCCCCCGCCCCCAUGUUCAGAACGUUUAGUGGCUUAAUCAUUCAGAUUUGUCCACUUUUACCAUUUUUACCAAAUUUUCAUAUCCAUUUGCAAAAAGACUCAAGCGUUUUUAGCUAUUUGAGGCCCUAAAAUCAGUUGUUUUCUUUCAUUGCUACUGCUGUGUUUUGAGGUUCUCUCUUCCCCAAUCUCGCUCCUCAGAACAUUCAGCCCUGUGGCCCACACUACAGCUUUACAUAUCAAUCUUUAUUUUGCUCUCAAACUUUUUCCAAAAUGCUAGUUUUUCGAGUGAGAAUUUGUCAAUUCAUCCACAUCUAUUCAUAGAGUUGGGUUUUUGCUCCGAGUACAGAAAUAUUACACAGGUUUAAGAUUGAGUCAGUUUGAACUAAGCAUGUAAUCAUAUUUAGAAAUAUAACCUGCACUUCCAAAUGCCAGAACUGAAAGAGCUUUCUUUGAAUUGCUUUUUCUGCAUGAAAUAAGGCUGUUUACUGUAAAAGUGAAUGAUUUCUGAAAAUAUUGACCUAUUUAAAUAAUGAAGUACGCAGAGAGCCUGUUUUGGGUUGGUUAGUGUUUGAUAGAUAAAACACAACAAACUAUAGUCUUCAAAUAUUAAACGUUUCUUUUAAAAUCUUUAUUCAACUAUUCCUUUUUUCAUCCAUUUGUCAAUGUCAAACUAACGAAUGAUUGUUCAAUAUUCAUUGUUGAUUUUCUCCUAUGUAUGCUCAGAUACGGUCAAAUCACAUAC
Molecule: messenger RNA, 2034 nt
Organism: Acanthaster planci (crown-of-thorns starfish)
Lineage: Eukaryota; Metazoa; Echinodermata; Asteroidea; Valvatida; Acanthasteridae
Product: 28 kDa heat- and acid-stable phosphoprotein-like
Source: RefSeq, a predicted model, not a curated record